This is a messenger RNA of Arachis ipaensis, 3036 nucleotides long. Lineage: Eukaryota; Viridiplantae; Streptophyta; Magnoliopsida; Fabales; Fabaceae. The record is from RefSeq and is a predicted model, not a curated record.
GUUGGAACCUUGGAGGAACUAGGGUAACCCACGCUGUAACGAUUUCAGGAAGGGGAAGGGUGACGGGCAUAGACAGUGAAAGGGCAAAAAAAUGGAAGGGUACAAAGGGAUACGAGCAAGAGCGGCGCUGAUUUAUGUCCAAACCAUUUACUCCGGUUUCAACUUUCACCAGUUCAUCCAAUCCCAACAAUAAGAUCUGAAUAGAGGAAGACAGAAAAGAGAAGACGAAAUUCAAGAAUCAGAGUCCUCUUUUUGGCCAUCGAAAUUGGUAUUCGUUGUUGAAUUUAGUGAACUCCAAAAUUUACUGAGAAUUUUGAAUGGCUGAGAGUGGAUAUGAAUUGUCGGAUGAAGAAGCCGAUGAGUAUCGAGAUGUAUUGCAGUUGAGUAAGGAAGAUAUAAUGAACAAGGCAUUCCGUAGCGAUGAAGCAGCAUAUGAAUUUUACAGGAUGUUAGGCAAAUGUUUUGGUUUUGGUAUUCGAAAGGGUGACUCGGGAAAAGAUGACAGUGGAAGGGUUAUUCGUCGUAGAUUUUUUUGUAAUAGAGCGGGCCUGAGAGAACGUCGUCACUAUGAUAGGCUAGAUAGGCAGAGAAGUCAUAAACCGGAAACGCGGACAAAUUGUGAGGCAAAGUUGUCAAUCUUCCUUGAUGUGGUCAGUGGUAUAUGGAGGGUGAGAAAAAUAGUAUUGGAUCAUAACCACGAUUUAACUCCGACAUAUAUGGUUCAUAUGAUGACGAAUUUUAGAGAAAUAAAUUGUUCCGCUAAGGCACAAAUAUCUGGUAUGCAGGCUCAUGGUGUUCCGACGUCUAAGAUUCUGGGGUAUAUGGCUGGACAGUCUGGUGGCUAUUCUCUAAUGGGCUUCACUAAGAAGGAUGCUUACAAUUAUAUUAACAAGGCUAAGCGUGCAAAGAUUAUUGAUGGGGACGCUAACGCCGCUGUUGUAUACUUGGAGGGGAAAGCGGGGGCUGAUCCGAUGUCGAUGGCUAGGUAUAAUCUUACUAAGGAUAAUAUGCUAGCCAAUAUGUUUUAGGCAGAUGGUGGCAGUAGAGUUGAUUACCAAUACUUUGGGGAUGUUCUAGCCUUUGAUUCGACCUACAAGAAAAAUAAAUAUCAGAGGCCGCUGGUGAUAUUUUCUGGUGUGAAUAACCAUAAGCAGACGACAAUAUUUGGGUUUGGCGUGGUGUUAGAUGAAAGCGUUGGGUCUUAUAAGUGGUUGCUGGAAAAUUUGUUGGAAGUCAUGUGUAACAAGAAGCCGUCGGUUGUCGUCACGGAUGGCUGUGAUUCAAUGAAAGCUGCAAUCAAGUCUGUUUUUCCGGAGGCAACGCAUCGAUUGUGUGCUUGGCAUAUGGAGAAGAAUGUAACCGCUAAUGUGAAGGAAGAGGGACUACGACAAUGUUUCACCCGGUGGCUGUAUUCAGAGAUGGAAAUAGAUGAAUUUGAGGCUGAGUGGGAUGAUGCCAUUGAAGAGUAUGGGUUGCAGAACAGUUUUUGGGCCAAAGAAACUUUUCAGAAGAGGAUGAUGUGGGCUAAUGCGUAUUUACAGGACAAGUUCUGUGCAGGGUUUCGGACAACAUCCCGGUGCGAAGGCAUUAACGCAUACGUGAAGAAUUUUCUUAAGUCUAGGCACAGUCUCCUUGAUAUGGUUAAAAAUUUGGAGUUGGUCGUGCGAGAGUACCGAAAUAACGAAUUAGUUGCACAAUUUAGAUCACUCCAUGGGAUGCCAGUAAUGACAACUUGUUUGGAUCCUCUUGAAAGGUAUGCUGCAGAUGCAUACACACGGGAGAUAUUCGUUGAUGCGAAGAAGGAAAUAGUGGGUGUCGGUGCAGUUAAUUUUGUAGCCAAGAUAAGACGUUCUACUACAAUGGUGUACACGUUGGAGGAAUACGGUGACCCAGGUAGAGAGGUGAUUGUCCUGUACGAUAGGGUUUCAAGGAAAAUGGAGUGCGCAUGCAAUUUUUGGAGGCAAAAGGGAAUACCUUGUAGGCAUAUGUUUUUUGUAAUGAAGCAUGAGCACUUGACUCGAAUUCCUAAUAGCCUGGUUCUGAAGAGGUGGCGAAAGGAUGCAAAGUCGUUGGAUAAGUAUGCUGAGAUCACGGAAGUUGGUAGUGAAAUUGGUUUCUUGUUGCGCCAUGGUGCACUUCAUGCAGCCGCACAGUGGAUGCUUUAUGUUGGAGCCAAGAGCCCUUUGUCUUUCACACAGGCGCUUAAAGGUCUCCAUGCGCUGUGUCAAGAACUGGAUAGAGGCCCUGAAAAUGGGGGUCAGAAGAAAGCUCUUGAUAUGGUUGACUUACACGACCCUGUUGUUGCGAAGACUAAGGGUGCCCCUCGUGUGAGGAGGCAGGGCGGACGGAAGAGGCGCUGCACCCGUUGUCGCAAAACGGGUCACACAAAACGACACUGCAAUGCCGACCGGUCCUUUGUUUCCAAAUCUGAAGAGAGCAAAGAUUUUCAGGCUACAACUUUAGGGUCGGAGGAGUCUUCACCGACGGAAUGGCUGUUUGGCGUGCAGAUCCGAUUCGAACAAGGGAAGAAGGGUGUUACCGGUCCCAAUAAUUUGUGUGCACCGAUUUGGCUGGAGGCAUCAGGUUCGAAGAUUACCUCACAACAUGAAAUUUCUGCUGCAGCUGGACAUAAGGAGACUAUGGAAUGGGAGCCGAACACGAUAAGUAACACCGACGAAGUAAUAGCACAGCUGAUGACUGAAAUAACUUAUCUCAGUUCAAGAUUGGGUUCGAGCUCCGCAGCAUAAAUAGUUGUCCAAUUUGGUGUUCCUUAGAGAAUUCUGCCUCGUGUGAUAAUAGAAGUGGUUUAUGGUCUUUCUUAUUUUAAGUGUUAGUUCUUAUAUAUGCUUGAGUUUAUUAUUUGCUGGGUAAAAAGAAUGGCUACUUAAGUGCCAAUGAAAUGUAAAUUCAAGCAUUGAUUAAUGAGAUGUGGAUCACUUGUUAUAUGUUUAGGGUGGAAAAUUCUUGCAGGGAAGUAUUUGCUAUUUGUGUACGUUCGUUACAUGAAGUGUGUCUAAUAGCCUUGUUUUGAUGGUA